Molecule: messenger RNA, 785 nt
Organism: Carassius carassius (crucian carp)
Lineage: Eukaryota; Metazoa; Chordata; Actinopteri; Cypriniformes; Cyprinidae
Exons: 7
Coding region: 75-785 (236 amino acids)
Source: RefSeq, a predicted model, not a curated record
CAUUAGUUGUCAGGGACAGUCAUGGUCAUGGCAUACCCAUUGCCUAUAUCAUCUUGGGAAAUGAAAAGCAGGCCAUGCUUCAGCUGGCACUGGAAAAGCUGAAACCAACAUUUUCUGUACCUCCAAGGUGCUUUAUGGUUGAUAAAGACCAGGCUGAAAUCAAUGCUAUCCGUAAGGUGUUCAACGAGUCAGAUGUUCUCCUUUGUUGGUACCAUGUAACCCAAGCAGUAACACGUUGGCUGUCAAGAUCUGAAUCUGGUGUGAGUGGACCUGAAAAGGCAGAUUCGAGAGCGCACAUUAUGCAGUUAAUGUCGGAGCUGAAAUCCUGUUCCACGGAACAUGAAUUCAAGAAAAAAGCUGAGAUGUUUCAUUGCCAGUUUAAGAACUUAAAAGAUGUCUGCAAGUACUUUAGGAACCACUGGGAGCCAAUUGGUCCUCUGUGGUCUAACUUUGGAAGAUGUUAUAAGCAUGGAGACUCUGAAACAAACAAUCUAAUAGAACGCUUCUUCCACCGUUUAAAAUACCAAUUCCUCUGUGGCAUCCGGAAUCGUAGAUUGGAUCAUUUGAUUGAUGUGCUAUUGAACAAGACUGACAAGUACUUCAACAUAAUACAGGAUUUGCAGUCUGCUGGGAGAGUCUUUAACCCUCUGGAAUGUAAAAUGGAAGAAAUAAAGAAGUCUGCUCAGAGGAUGCUAGACAACGGUUGGGCCACAGCAGUUACUGCAGCUUCAACAGAAACAUACAUAUACAAUGAUACUCCGUCUGUAUCGCCUCAGCCCGCUUAG